GGCCCGGCCUCCCACAGCCUCCCGGCGGCCGCCGCCAUUUGGGCGGGGCGGGCAGCGAGCGGCGGGCACCAUGAUGGCGCAGCGGGCUCUGCCCAACCCCUACGCGGACUACGAUAAAUCCCUGGCCACCGGCUACUUCGAUGCCGCCGGGCGGCUGACGCCUGAGUUCACGCAGCGUCUGAACAACAAAAUAAGGGAGCUGCUCCAGCAGAUGGAAAGGGGCCUCAAGUGUGCUGACCCCCACGACUGCACAGCUUACACUGGCUGGACAGGCAUUGCCUUGCUGUACUUGCACCUCUAUGAUGUGUACGGAGACCCAGCCUACCUCCAGGUGGCCCAGGAGUACGUGAAGAAGAGCCUGAGCUGUCUGACGAAACGAUCCAUCACGUUCCUGUGUGGCGAUGCCGGGCCUCUGGCAGUGGCUGCUGUCGUCUACCACAAACUGCAGAACCAGAAGCAGUCAGAAGACUGCAUCACUCGUUUGCUCCACCUACACAAGGUUGACCCCCGAGUGCCAGACGAACUGCUGUAUGGCCGCAUGGGCUACCUCUAUGCACUGCUUUUUGUGAACAAGCACUUCGGAGAGGAAAAGAUCCCUCCAAGUCACAUCCAGCAGGUCUGCGAAGCAGUUGUGGCCUCUGGAGAGAGCUUGGCCAAAAGGAGGAAUUUUACCACUAAGAGCCCACUGAUGUAUGAGUGGUACCAGGAGUACUACGUCGGGGCAGCCCAUGGCUUGGCUGGCAUUUAUUACUAUCUCAUGCAGCCUGGCCUGGGAGUGAGCCAAGUAAAGCUGCACAAUGCAGUCAAACCCAGCGUGGAUUACGUCUGCCAGCUCAAGUUCCCAUCAGGAAAUUACCCUCCCUGCAUCGAUGAUACCAGAGACCUACUCGUCCACUGGUGCCAUGGGGCACCGGGUGUUAUCUACAUGCUUCUCCAGGCCUACAAGGUGUUUGGGGAGCAGCAGUACCUAAAUGAUGCCCUGCAGUGCGCAGAAGUGAUCUGGCAGUACGGGUUACUGAAGAAGGGCUACGGGCUCUGUCACGGGACGGCCGGCAAUGCCUAUGGUUUCCUAGCACUGUACAACCUCACUCAGAACAUGAAAUACUUGUACAGGGCCUGCAAGUUUGCCGAGUGGUGUUUAAGCUAUGGUCAACACGGGUGUCGGACUCCAGAUACGCCGUUCUCACUCUUUGAAGGAAUGGCUGGAACCAUUUACUUCCUUGCUGACCUGCUGGUGCCAACCAAGGCCAAGUUCCCGGCAUUUGAACUCUAAACCUGAGCUUGGCAGCUCCUUGCCUGAAUCCUUCUGCACUAGGAAGAGCAGUUCUGCGCUGCUUUCUCCUCCUUCCAAACUCAUCGUUGUUUACCUAACCGAACAUCCACCCAUCCCUCAGAGGGCACGCUAAGUUCUCUAAUAUUUCCAGUCGUCUCAUUGCGUUGUUUCAGUUUAAAACACAGAAUGCGGGGUUUGCUGGUGUCUCUUGAAAAUGUGGGGCUGCAGUCGGGAGCUGGGGGAAAAUGUACAGUAUUUUGUUGGCUACAAAGUUUUGCUAUUUUCUGUAUCCCAUUUUCUGGGAGAAAGAUUUAUAUUGAAUGUAACUUUGCCUAUUUAUUUUAUUUUUUUUUCUUUUGUGCUGAUGAAUAGUUGCAGGAUGUUUGCCUUUAGAAAACAAAAGAUGAAAUACUGAGACCAUUGCCCUGCAAUAUGCUUUUAAGUGUUUUCUUUCUGACCAUCCAUGGAGUAGGUAGUUUAGGAGCUGGGCUGCUCCAUAAGAAGUGAGUAUGACGGGCUGUGGAGUCUUUAUAUAUGUUUUUUUAAUGUCAGAUUGCAAGUGGCGCAGCUGGAACUGACAAGCCAAAGCUUUGUCCAAAAUUUACACCUGUGCUUUAUAGGCAAAGGCUAUUAUGUAUAGCUCCUUUGUGCAUUUUUUCCAGUGACAGACGAAUAAAUAAUCCACUAGUUUUUGUGCUUACUUGCUGUCUUGCAGAAGUCCAUUGAUCAUUUAAUGGAAAACUCCAAUUUAAGUAAGCUAAGACUGCUUGCUGCUGUGGUUGCUGCUGCUUAGCUUUGAAAACUUAUUUUGCAGUCCUUAUUUAAAACUGUAUGUGAAUAUUACAGGUGGCUGCCAGCAGCAGCAUAGGAAAAGAAAUGUAUUCCACUGAGUCCUGUCAGUGUUUAGCCUGUUGCCUGUGUAGCUGUUGUUUCAAGGCUUUCUUGUAAUAAGCUUUCCUGAACCUGGUUAAUUUGAGUCACUUGUUACUGCUUCCUGGAGUUCGGUAUGCAAAGUGUACCCAUCCAACUGGAAAAUCUGCCCUAGGUUAAGUAGGCUUGACCUGUCAGCACACCGUAUACUCGCAAGGGGUAAAUAUGCUUUCUUGUCCUAUGCUGAUGCUAUGCUAAUUUGCAGCAGUUGGGGACCUGACCCCUUCAAUCACUUUCUUAGCACCAAGCAUGACCCAAGUACUGCGCACAGGGGACCUUACUGACUCCACUUCAUUCCCUUGUGCUGUUUGAUGGCAGCUCCAUGGCCCACACAGGGGUGGACAUGGGUUUGAUCUUUCAAGGGUGCAGUUGGUGAGUGCCUGAGGGCACUGACAAGCAGGUGAGUGGCUGCAGGGUGGCGUGCAGCUACAGCAGUCCGAGCCCUCUCCAGCCAGCAUAGUGCACUUGUCCCGAGGACCACAGCUGACACGCUCACAGCUAGCUUGUGUCUGAAGGCAGGGCAGUCUCUUCUUUAACAGUGGAGUAGGCAGACCUGAAAGAACCUCCGCGAAGGGUUGUUGUAGCAAAGGGUAGAAAGCAUUCCCUGCAGGCUGCCUUCUUCAAAGCCCAGCCUUUUGCAGAGGAGGUGGUUUGUGCAGCCUGAUGUUGCAGCAGCACUGCGUCCCAGGGUUCAUACAUCAAUCAGGUAAAUCACCAGGGCUGGGACACAGCUGACAAAUGGAGCGCUGUUCAAUAAAACACUAAAAUGACCAAGCUUUGGGUUAUUUUACCCCCAACUUUGUGACAAGGAUUCAUUUCUGAAGAGAUCAAGAUAAGCCACAGCCACCACGCUGGUGAAUUUGCUGAAAUGUUCCCAGAUGCAUCCGUAAGCUGGACAGUGCCUGUGGGUUACAGAACACCUUCAGAAGGUAAAUGCUGCUGGGGCACUUCAGACAGUUUUGAGCCUGGUGUUGCAGCAGUCCAAAGCUGCUCUAUCACAGAUGCUUUCUUUUUCCAACAACCAUAGUUGCACAGACUGUGUAGUCAGAAGCAUACGCAUGUAACCAUCAACUAAGAACUACAAAUUACAUUACUUCAUUGUGCUGUUUUGGUUUAAAAACCUAGUGCUGCAUACUCCCAAGAAAUAAAUGAAAACCACACUUGAAGGUGCUGCCACCCAGCUCCAUUUUUGUUGCCAAUAAGAUGAAAAAUGUCCCAAAUGCUGCCAGCCAAACAGCAUCUGCAGGUGUGCAACCCCCACAAAACCCUGCUGUGGUUUCAGCUCUGAAGAAACGACAGCAGGCUCAGCGAUGUAUGAGGUGACAAAGGCAGGGACAGUGUGAGGGGACAAAUCUGUUACUGUUCCCCCUGCCCAUCUUUCUUUGAGCUCCCCUUCCCACACUCAGUUUGGGUACAGGGCAGGCUUGGGGCCCCAAAAAGCUGCUGCUGGAGAUGCAGCUACGUAGGGCAGAAAAUUACUGGCACAGAGCUUCUUUUACAUGAGUUACCCAGCCAGACUCCACUUUUCUCCAGCAUCCCCACCAUGGUAUCACCUAUCCCCUUCCCCUCUUUUUAUUUUUUUGUUUGUUUGUUUGUUUAAAGGGCACAACUUGGCCAAAUUUGAGUGGGGUUUUCUUACUGUAGCAACCAAGGGAAGGAAGCCCUGACCUGAAGGCCAGCACCCAGACCAAGCCCCCAAGAGUUAUAACACUAUCCCGUGCCUGAAGACAAAAUCAAGCAGAGUACAAGGUAGCAAACUGUAAAUGCAGGAGGGGAGAGCUGCCUGAACUGUGUGGCCGAGGCAAUGAGCUGGAGCCUUGCUCCUGGCAGGGGAGCGGGCUUGGAGACUGCCCUCAUCCAAGCCUGGGUGGAUGUGGAGGUGGCUUUGGAAAGGGUUUGUCCCCCCCAGCAGGUGGCAAUGCAGCCCGACUGCUGCUGCAAACUCCUGCUGUCACCUACCCACAGCCAGGGUGGCCCUGAGCCGGGGUGCUUCCUCAGCAUCCUCUGCGUUUACACACACACCAGUUCCUUCUGCCCUCCUCCCAGGAUGCCAGGAGCUGGCGAGUGUGUGCCAAUGCCCUACCUGGCUCCAGUUGCCUGGGGUUUGCACAGAAGCUUUGCACGCACUUAGCUUAAGGCAGCCGAGCCCAGCAGCUGGGCAGCCGCAUCCAUGGGGCUGCCAUGAGGAGGGCAGAGCCCUGCGAGGUUGCUGCAGCACCCCAAGGGCUCUGCCUCUCCACUGCAGCCACCUCUCUGUGCUUUCCAGGCAAGCACAAGCUUGCUGGAGCCACCCUGAGCCUCAGGAGCUCUCAGUAUGGAGGGGGGAGCAGGAUCUCCACAGCUAUACCCUGCCAGGGCCUGCCUGCUCAUCCCAGGGCUUCUCAUUUGACCUGAAGCUGCGAUAAUGCAACAAGCAGGAACAGAUUAAGUCUUUUCAUCAGGCAGCUCUUAAAACAGCUUGAACACACAGAGAUGUCUGAUCUGGGGCCAAUAGGGGCCAUGAAAAGGGUAAGUUACUCCUAGCUAGCCCCUCCUGAUUUGGCCGAGGAAGGCUGUGACCAAGAUUGUGCUCACAAAGAAGACACCACCACCCCGAAACGUCCAGCCAGAGCCUCCAGUAAGGAGUUCCUCUGAGGUAACUGAUUUUAAAAGCAACAGGAAUUCUUUUUAACAGGAUACAGGGGGUGUGUCCCCCCUCUAGUGGAGCAGGGUGUCAGGGCAUGGAGAAUCUGAGGGGUGCACAGCCCCUUCUCUCCUUUGCUACCAGGAAUGAACACUUCUCCAAGACUACAGCCUUAGAAAGAAAGAGAAGCCCAUCCAAAGCAGAAUUCCCAAAGAAAACCUUUUUACCCUGAUCUAAAUUUAAACCUCCAAUAACAUGACCUGAUCCAAGCACAAAGCAAGCUUCACAGUGACACGUAGCUUAAUGCAAAUAUCUGAUAGAUGCAACAAACUCUCCAGAUAUAAGAGGAAAUGUUGUGCUGGAUAGAACGGGCUAAUUCAGCAGGCUGCUAAACCACCAGGAAUAUUGCAGGAAACCUAGCAAGAAAGAAGAGGCUUGUAGUUCAGUUGCUAAAUCAUGCCUGAAAGAGCUAGGAUUCAGUUCACAGAGAGCCCUGGGAAAGUCACAGAAACCAAAAAGCCCAUGGGGAUGAGGUCGUAUUCGUACAGUGUGAGGAGUGAGAGGGAACUGAGAAAUGUGGAGACCCCUCAGAAGUGGUGCACAGCCUCAAAAUGAGGCUUGAAAAAACAUUGCUUCAUUGACUCCUCUCUUCCUGAAUGAAUCAAAAUAACACAUUUAAUACCUUCUGCUUUUUUUCUUUUUUUUUUUUUUUUUUUUGUAAUAUUUUUAUUUUUCUCUUUAUUACCUUUGCUUCUCUCAGUAGCAGUGAUGCUGUGGAAAAAUCAUCUCUGUGGGUCAGAUCUGGAGCCAGUGCCUGAGCAGAGCAAAGCCCAUGGCAUUAAGCUGGUUUAGGGCAGUUUAGGACCCAGCCCUUCUGCAACAGCUGAGCGUAGGAGUCAGGGGGAGUUUAAUUUACUUUGAAUGGUUGAUCACAUUUCAGUCCUACCUAAUAAACCUGUUUGUGCCUGACCUUAAAAGUAAGUCUUGUUAUAUUAAUUAAAGUAACCCAGUGACUAAGA
Messenger RNA from Anas platyrhynchos (mallard), 5845 nucleotides. It is a transcript of the gene LANCL1, whose product is annotated as LanC like glutathione S-transferase 1. Lineage: Eukaryota; Metazoa; Chordata; Aves; Anseriformes; Anatidae. Gene Ontology annotation, cellular component: plasma membrane. The record is from RefSeq and is a predicted model, not a curated record. Gene Ontology annotation, biological process: peptide modification; carbohydrate metabolic process.